UCCACUCCCCCUCAGCAUCCCAAUAAUGAAAUAACUCCGAAGGCAGACUUGAGACACCAACUCCAACUAAUUGACUUCUGGUGCACUUCACCGGGGGGCAGGCAGGAAUGUGACUGUACUCUUGCACCAUUUCUUCUCUCUUCCUCAGCCUCUUCCUGGAGGGCUGGUGCCCCAAGGAUCCCACUUGUCUGUUCCGCAAACUCCUGCAACCUCAGCUGGCUUUACCGUAAAAAUGCAUCUAUAUUUCCUAUCCCAGGACCUUCUCUUCCAGGCACCGUGUUCAGAGGUUGUCUGCUACGAAGCUAUAGGGUUGGAUGCUCUGUCUAGAUUUGCCUUGGUUGCUCGCUCUCUCUCUUUCUCUCAUACAUACACACACCCUCCCACUCCAUCCAUCACACCCCCAAAGCAAAGGCAGCCUCUGUCCUUUUCUCCUCCCUCCUGCCAGCAUUAGCCCUGUGUUAAGGUUCUGGUGUUGACCGUGGAGCUCUCAAAGGGCCAUUUAUCUCAGAGCAGCCAAUCCAGGUCCUGCACUCAAACAGCCCAAUGAGAGGUGGGAGACCCAAGAUCCCAGCCUAUCAGAGGACUGGUAUUCUAAUAAGCCCAGUCUUUUAUCAAAGGCAAGGGAGCUUCUCUUGAAGUUAAGUGUGGUGGCCAGUCAGUCAGUCUUGGUUUUGGAAUUCCUAGGAACCUCAUGGACUUGGGCUACUGUUGCCUCGGCCAGCAGUGCAGCUCCGGGGUCCCGCCUGACUUGGUCCUAGUGGAAGGGCGUCCCCAAAAGAGCGUCCGGUGGACAUUCCUGGGGUCUCGGGAUGGCAUUGCCAAUGUGCCGGGUACCUUGGGAAGCCUAGAAGCCGCACUCCUCUGUAGGUGCCUUUGCCAGCAAGCAGUUGAGCUAUGGACUCCAAUCUGCAGGGGACAUUUCUCCUCAACAACCCUUCUCUGCCCCCAUUCCCAGAAGUGAAAGCCCCCAUGUGCCAGUAUUCGGUGCAAAAUUCCUUUUACAAGCUCAGUCCUCCUGGGCUCAGUGCCCAGUUGGCAUCUGGCACACCGCAUGGCAUCAGUGACAUCCUCAGCAGACCAGUGGCUCCUCCAAACAACGGCCUCCUGUCCAGCUACACCCAUGUGGGGGGAUUCAAUGGACUGGGCACCCAGAGCAUUUACUAUGGCCCCCAGAUGGGCAGUUUUGCCAAGACGGGAAGCGAAUAUGGAGCCAGGGGCAGGAGCUGCUGGGUAGACCCGGGCCCGGAGUGGCAUGAAGGUCGAGUAUGUGGCAAUUCCACAGGGCACGUAGGUGACGGCCUCCACAAGAAGAAACACACGCGGCCAACCUUCACAGGGCACCAGAUCUUUGCACUGGAGAAAACCUUUGAGCAGACCAAAUACUUGGCUGGGCCUGAGCGGGCACGACUGGCAUAUUCCCUGGGCAUGAGUGAAUCCCAGGUGAAGGUCUGGUUCCAGAACCGGCGCACCAAGUGGAGAAAGAAGAGUGCCCUGGAGCCCUCCUCCUCCUCCCCGCAAGCAGGAGCUGGACCCGGAGAGCGUGCCAUCUCGGACGAGGAUGACGAGUACAACAAGCCGUUGGACCCAGACUCCGAUGACGAGAAGAUCCGUCUCCUGCUGCGCAAACAUCGGGCCACCUUCUCUGUCCUGGGUCUCGGGUCCCACAGUGGCUGAGAGGAGGGGUGGGCUGGCUGGGGCCUGCAGCUUCCCAGGGCAGAGGCUGG
This is a messenger RNA of Candoia aspera, 1724 nucleotides long. It is a transcript of the gene NKX6-3, whose product is annotated as NK6 homeobox 3. Gene Ontology annotation, cellular component: nucleus. The coding region runs from base 895 to 1674 and encodes 259 amino acids. Gene Ontology annotation, biological process: cell differentiation; regulation of transcription by RNA polymerase II. Gene Ontology annotation, molecular function: DNA-binding transcription factor activity, RNA polymerase II-specific; RNA polymerase II cis-regulatory region sequence-specific DNA binding. The transcript is spliced from 3 exons. The record is from RefSeq and is a predicted model, not a curated record. NCBI's taxonomy places the organism in Eukaryota, Metazoa, Chordata, Lepidosauria, Squamata, Candoiidae.